GCGUGGACACCACCUGGCCAAGUUCGUAACUGGUUCUUAUAAAGUACGUUUAUCUUGCAUACAACAUGUGGAUCUCGUGCCUCGCGAUUGUUCUUUUCGUUGCGUUAGGUUCAGUUUUCCACCCUUGCGCUGGAUCGCUGCCAAGGAGUAACACCACAAGAUUGACUCUAAAAGAUGAAGAUCUUGCACCCGACUUGAACUUCGCCGAGUUCAAAGAACGUUACCGCAGGCUUAUACCAUACAUGAACUACUACUUACAUAGCAAUAAUGUAGAAAAUCAAUCACUAAGGCAAGAAAAUUAUGCAAAAAUGGUGGAUAGACCUCUGAGAAGACCUAACUACUUUAGACCAAAUAUAGAUCUGAGGCAAGAUACCAGAUACCAAGCGAAUAUAAAGAAUGAAGAAAAAUUUAUACCUUCUGUUCAAUACAAUCCUGAAGAAUUAGGUCCCGACAACGAAUACUUCACCCCAGUACGUUAUGGAAUGAAACUUAAUCAGAAGAAUUUUCCUCAAUAUGCAACACAGCAAGCAACUAGGCCAGUUUAUUCCAGACAAGAAGCUGAAACUGUAAUUCCUGAUAGUCGAUUUUUCGUGACGGAGAGACCUUAUCGAUUCCAUAAUUCUCCAGAAGGGGAUUAUGUUCCUCAUAAGGAAGUAGUGAAGACGGCUCCACCAAAAAUUCAGGACGAUUAUCUCCUCGAUUACGAAGACCUUCUAAGUGGAAAGUUGCCAACGCCUGCAACUGAUUACAACCAAUCACGAGAGGAAUUUGAAUCCUUUCGGUACAUCACUCCCAAUCCCGGUAGAAUAGAAUAUGUCAGAGUUUCCAAACCUUCAAUUUCCAGGCCAAUUGCCGUCAACAAUCCUGCUCUGCAAAUUCCUGCAUCUCAACUACACCAUAUAGUAAAGAGUUUGCAACUGACUAAUCGAUUACCAGAAAUGCUCAACAAGGAUAAUCUCGACAGUAGUAUAAGAACUCUUGUCGAAAUACUCAAUAUUUUGCACAAUGCGAAGAAUCAAAAACUUCAUCAAGUUAGACUUCCAAAACCUGUUAAACUGGGACAAUAUUAUGACUUAAAUGAAGAAUUCGUAAGACCAGAUAUUGUGCAAACUAAUUAUCAUGUCAUGCCAAACAGCAUUGACAGACCCGAAGGAUUCGUAAAAAUAAAACCAAUGAGACCAAUAAAUCGAGUGAUUCCAUAUACGAAAACUGUCAAGGUAAAACCUGUAUUAACCUAUAGUGGAAAUAAUCUGAAGACUGAAAAAGUAAUCGAUUAUUAUGUUCCUAAAGUUCAGGAUGUAGAUACAGGAAACAAAGAAACAUUCCAGCAGGUCGUAACGCCGCAAAGCAUAUACAAUUCUGGGGAGCACCCUUACAAAGUUAAUCUUGAUUCUGAUGAUAUUUUAGAAGAUGAGAGGUUAACACUGCCAAUUAGUACGGAGAAACCAACACAUAAUUAUCAUGCGCCGGAUGGUGUUUCCACACAUUCGCAGAAUAUUCCUCCGUCUUUGAAGUAUGGAGCUACAAGGGGAAAACCACAUGUGGAUUAUCCAGCUUAUUCCUCCAUACCCCCAACGGAUUUCAGUUGCAAAGAGCAGAGAUAUAAGGGAUUCUUUGGUGACCCUGCCGCAAGAUGUCAGGUUUGGCAUUAUUGUGAUUUGAACGGUGGAAAGUCUUCAUUCCUGUGCCCGAAUGGUACGAUUUUUAACCAGGUGGCACUGACGUGCGAUUGGUGGUUCAAUGUGAAAUGUGAAUCUACCACUCAACUCUAUGUAUUAAACGAGCGACUUUACAAAUACAUUUUGCCAAUAAUGCCCAAGUUUCCCGAAGAUUUCACCGGACCGGAAGUAGACAGGUACUUGGAGCUCAAAUUCAAAGAAAUGGAAGAAAAGCUGGAGGAAAAGAAAUUAAAAAAACUUCAAGAAGAAAAAGAGAAAGCGAAGAAGGAAAAUAAUAAAAUCGAAACACCAGACGAGAAUGCCAGCGAAUAACGUGCCUCACAUUCAAUUAGACUUUUCUAUAAAAUGUGUAACUAAGUAAUUUGUGUAGUGAUAGUUACACAAGACGAGCAGCCAUUACUGCAAACUAAAAGCAAGAACUUGCAACUUUUAAAUGAUUAAAACCAGUGAUUUAAAAACAAUUUUAUACUGAAUACGAAACAUAUAAAUAACACGAGAGUUUCCCUUGCAUUUCUAGUCAUAUUUUUACACAAUAUAGUAGUUACUUAUAAAAGACUGCGAUUCAUUUCUCCUUCACAGAGAUACAUACUUUUCGAAGCAGUUCAAAUUUUGAGGAAGCGAUAAUGGUGGUGAAGAGGUAAUUUUAGUUUGGCGUAUGAUUAAAUUAUAAGUAAAGAUGUUUUAAUAUUGAUAUUAUUGAUAUACGAAAAAAGAUCAUGUUGCCUGUUUCAUUACGGAGGUGUGAGUCGUAUCGGAUUUUUAAAAUGUGGAUCCAUACCGAACGUGACUGAACAGACAAUUCUGCUUUGCGUGCAUGUAAAUAACAUUUUUUAAUUUUGUACUUUUGUUAUGAAGAUGUUUGAAUAAAUGUAUUUAUUCAUUUUUUGAUAUACCAACCGUCUAUAAUAAUUAAUAAUAAUGAAUUAGAUUAAAUGUUACCAGCAGUAUUUUUGUUCACAGAAUAAUAAAUCUAAGUACUGGCGAUGCAAACAUCGCAAGAAAAGGGCAAUAAUAUAGAUUUGUUUCGAGAUGAUCCAGAACACUUUUCAAAUAAUUAAUGUCCAUUGUAACUAAAUUUGUAUAUUUUUAAUUUAACGAAUGAGGAAUUUCAAUUUUAACGCAAACAUUGUGAAGAAUAUACACGGUUUCAGAGUCUCUACCAGA
Molecule: messenger RNA, 2843 nt
Organism: Belonocnema kinseyi
Lineage: Eukaryota; Metazoa; Arthropoda; Insecta; Hymenoptera; Cynipidae
Exons: 3
Coding region: 66-1991 (641 amino acids)
Cellular component (GO): extracellular region
Molecular function (GO): chitin binding
Source: RefSeq, a predicted model, not a curated record